Molecule: messenger RNA, 2889 nt
Organism: Hemibagrus wyckioides
Lineage: Eukaryota; Metazoa; Chordata; Actinopteri; Siluriformes; Bagridae
Product: alpha-N-acetylgalactosaminide alpha-2,6-sialyltransferase 1-like
Exons: 9
Coding region: 245-1588 (447 amino acids)
Molecular function (GO): sialyltransferase activity
Source: RefSeq, a predicted model, not a curated record
UGAGUCAGGUGUUUGUUUAGUGUAAAUAAGCAGUAUGACAAAUUUGCUCAUGAAAAUUUGGUGUUAUUGUAUUAAGUCUGUUAAGGAGGAGGAUUGAGCAAUACGCUACAAUACCUGACAUCACGUGUGCCUCAUUACAAAUUUGCUUUGGUGUAGCCCUCUCUUAGCUAAGGCGUUUUAAGUCAGUCACAUCACACACCUUAUAUUUCAGCACACCUCACAAAAGAUAAAGCAAUCCUGAGCGAUGCGGAGGCGAGCGCUUGCUCUUCCAGCAAUCCUGAUUUCCUAUAGUCUGAUUUAUAUUUUAAUUUGGAACAAGAGUUCGGAAAAAUGGCUUAGAACUUUUCCAAGUUUCCAGGCAUUCAAUAACCCUAAAAGGAUUUCGGAAUUAUUUUGGAGCAGUGGAGAAGAAAUCAGAGAAAAUCUUCUCAGCAGUACUGUGGUUAGUAAACCUUCUCUGUAUUUGUCUUCAACCACAAAUAGAAACAGAAAAGGAUCAUCAGAGUAUCGUAGAACUUCAAGUCCAUCGGAGCUUAAACGUCAGAUCAACAUAACCCCGAUUCCCAUCAUCUAUAAGGAGAAUUUCACAAAGCUGCCCAAGUGGGACUUCGAGGAUGUUUAUGUUCAGAGCAGCGAAGCUCGUCGGCCGGUCUGCUCUGCGUCUCUGCAGAACUCCAAAGAUGAAAAGUUUCAGAAGGCUGCGAUGUGGAACAUCCAGCUUUGGUUUCACAAUGGCCACCUCGAUGUGAGAGAGUGGAACCGUCUAGCGCACUUCAACAACCCCUUUGGCUUUAUGGAAUAUAACUAUACUGUCAUAAAAAAGGCAGUCGAUCUGAUCCCCAAGCCUAUAUACAAUCAGCUUUUACCGGUGCCGAGUAACUCAGCAGACGGAUGUAUUCGCUGCGCUGUUGUUGGCACUGGUGGCAUUCUCAACGGCUCCAGAAUGGGCAAAGAGAUCGACUCUCACGAUUACAUCUUUCGAGUAAAUGGAGCAGUCACAAAAGGCUUUGAAGAAGACGUGGGGAAUAAAACCUCAGUGUACGUGCACACGUCAUUCUCUUUGAGCCAGGCCAUUUUUAACCUGGAAGAUUACGGCUUUCAACACAUUCCACAGGACGAGGGAAUUAAAUAUGUGAUGAUUCCAGAGGGUCUAAGAGAUUUCGAGUGGCUUGAUGGCCUCCUGCAGAAUGAAACGAUGACGUACGGAUCCUACAAUGGUUACGCGCCAUUAACCUUCUACAGUGACCGGCUCCAAAAGGACACAUUUUAUGUUCUUCAUCCUGACUUUCUACGAUAUGUUCGGAACAGAUUCCUGCCAUCUGAAAGACUAGAACAGCCGUACUGGGCUAUCUACAGACCAACCAAUGGAGCGUUCACGUUGUUCUUAGCUCUUCACACCUGCGAUAUUGUGGAUGUGUACGGAUUCAUCACUGAAGAUUACAGCAAAUACUCCAACUAUUACUUUGAACGAACCACAAAAACCAAUGUUAUUUUUUACCUCAAUCAUGACUACGAGCUGGAGAUAAAAACCUGGAAGAAGCUGCAUAAUGCUGGAAUCAUCAACCUUUACCAAAGACAGGAACAGUGAAGCCAGUCUGGCAGACAGACUUAAUGAUUUUAUUUCUGCAUCAGAUGAAUAUACACUACCACUCAAAAGUUUGGGAUGACUUGCAUAUUUCAGCUUGAUUUCAGCUACGGAGGAAGACUCCAUCAGCCAAUCCAUCUUAUGGGAGAUGGACAGGAAGCAUGGGGUGAAAUCUCAUCAGAUCAUCUUGAAAUAUUGACCGCUAGAAUGUCCAGGCUGUAAUUGCUGCAAAAGUGUUUUUUUUUGUUUUUUUAUGAAGGCAAAGUUUGAAGAAAACAUUCAUCAUUUCUAUCAAAAUCAUUAUUUCUCACUCUGACAUGUCAGCAUGUCUCUUCUAUUCAGACUAAUUUUAUGUCUGUUUCCUUGGAAUACAAUACAAUCCCAAACUUAUGAGCGGUAGUGUAAAUGCAUCCCGGUGUUUAUUAUUGUUAUUUCAGAUUGUCAUAUGGCUUUACUGGUAUUUACUGAAUGAUUGGGUCAUGCAUGAUUUGUUCCACAAUGUGGAGCAGUUCUACUUGCUACUUUACUCAUUUUUACCUUGUACUGGAUUUUUUAAUGUAAUGAAAAUAUGUUUUGAACAAAAUUUUCUUUGUGCUAUAUGAUGGAAUCCAAAAUAAUAUCCACAAAAAUAGGAAUUUGUCUGAUCUGUUUUGAACAUACACUGAUCUGCCAUAACAUUAUGACCAGUGCCAGGUGAGAUGAAUAAGACUGAUGAUCUCCUCAUCAUGGCACCUGUUAGUGGGUGGGAUAUAUUAGGCAGCAAGUGAACAUUUUGUCCUCAAAGUUGAGAAGCAGGAAAAAUGGAUAAGCGUAAGGAAAGCGAGUUUGAUGAAGGGCCAAAUUAUGAUGGCUAGACCACUGGAUCAGAGCAUUUCCAAAACUGCAGCUCUUGUGGGGUGUUCCCGGUCUGCAGUGGUCAGUAUCUAUCAAAAGUGCUCCAAGGAAGGAACAGUGGUGAACCGGAGACAGGGUCAUGGGUGGUCAAGUCUCAUUGAUGGAUGUGGGGAGUGAAGGCUGGACAGUGUGAUCCGAUCCAACAGACGAGCUACUGUUGCUCAAAUUGCUGAAGAAGUUAAUGCUGGUUCUGAUAGAAAGGUGUCAGAAUACACAGUGCAGGACGGGUCAGGGCUGUUUUGUCAGCAAAAGGGGCACUAACACAAUAUUAGGCAGGUGGUCAUAAUGUUAUGCCUGAUCAGUGUAUGCAUCUAUUGUGUAGACUUAUUUAUGUAGAAAUCCAGAUUUUUUUAAAAAAAACAAUGUUAAUAUAACUAUUAAAAUAAACCGUGUUUCUACUUUAAAAUGAA